Molecule: messenger RNA, 498 nt
Organism: Paramecium tetraurelia
Lineage: Eukaryota; Ciliophora; Oligohymenophorea; Peniculida; Parameciidae
Exons: 2
Biological process (GO): protein dephosphorylation
Cellular component (GO): cytoplasm; nucleus; protein phosphatase 4 complex
Molecular function (GO): protein phosphatase regulator activity
Source: RefSeq, a predicted model, not a curated record
AUGAAUGAAAAUAAAGAAAUGAUUCAACAUGACUAUUAGAACCAACUCAAAGAUUUCUAUGAGCAAACCCAAGAGAUUGUCAGUUAAAUCCAAUAAGGAAUUCGGAUCAAGAAAGUAAAAGACCUCAUUUAAUACUUCAAGGAUAUACCCAUUCAAAUCAAUAAUUUAAUGAGCCAGCUGAAACCAAUAUUAGAAUCUAUCUCUCAGAACGGCGAAAUUCAAAAAUAUAACUGGCUCUAUUUGAGAUCACUUAUUGUCAUCACAACCAGAGAUAUGUUAUUAAAUAUGCAAAAGCUGUUCCCUUAUGAAAAGACUGCUCAGAAUGAAGGCUUCGAGGAUGAAUUAGAUAUAGUGCUCCAAUUCCUCUGUGUUUUUGAAUAAAAGCCACCUUUUACAUUGCAACGAAUAUGCGAAUUGUUAAUUGAUCCCUAAAAACAUUACAAGUCCUCCAAGAAAAUAUUAUUCGCAAUGGAAAAAUUAGUAAAUGUAAGUACAUGA